AAGCUAACCUAAAAUAUUACAACAGACGCUAAGUACGCAUUUUGAUACUUUUUAUUUUGUGUUAUUGUGUACAGGAACAAGAAAAUUCGGACUUGAAUGUGUGACGAAAUAUAUAUUUAAAACUAGUGAUUCGUAUGAGUAAGUGUUGAAUUGGAUCUACCUAAAAUUUUACGCCAUAAAAUGCCGUACAUGUCUGAUCCCACAUUAGUACCUCGCGUACAAAAGUAUCUGGAAUCAAAUGUCGACAAAACCUAUGUGGAUAUCAAUGUGAUGGCUGAUCAUUUGCAAGGGCAGUACAGAGAGUACUCCAAACGUAAACGCAGUGUAUUUCGUGCGGCAGUCAACAAAGCAUAUUCUAUCGUUUUAGCGAGCUAUGGAAUGAACGAGGACAAUUCGGAUGGCGAUACUGUGAACAGUGACGAGAGUAGUAUAGAUCCAGGAGACAACACUCAUGAACAGCUCAACAAUUCAAUGAACAAUCAAAUGCUUGCCUUGUACAACAGAAAGAACACUCAGAAAGGCAUGGAAGAGAGUGAAUUGAUAGACAUAAGCAGUGACGAUGAUGAUGCUCUCUCAGGUCCUGCACAAAACAAAGUUAUCCCCAACAAAAAUGGUACAGAGCUCACAAUAACAGCUGAACCCAAUCCAGACCACAGUGACAGGGGUAAGAAGCGCAAGCUUACAUAUGCCACAGUCAUGAAAUUUGCUCCCAACAAAAAGAAGAAAACAACUAGCAGUUCCAAAGAUCAGUCAUUGAAGUUCAAAGAUAUUGGUGGCAUGGACAAAACCUUGGAAGAGGUGUGCAAACUGUUGAUACACAUCAGCCAUCCAGAAAUUUAUCAAUCUAUUGGUAUCACACCACCCAGAGGGUUUCUGCUUCAUGGUCCCCCUGGUUGUGGGAAAACCCUGCUUGCCAAUGCCAUUGCUGGGGAAUUGAAGGUCCCACUGGUAAAAGUUGCUGCCCCAGAACUUGUAGCUGGUGUUUCAGGGGAGAGUGAAGCAAGAAUAAGAGAGCUGUUUGAGCAGGCAGUUAGAUUAUCUCCCUGUGUGUUAUUUAUUGAUGAGAUUGAUGCUAUUACCCAAAAUAGACAGAAUGCACAGAAAGAAAUGGAGAAAAGGAUUGUUGCCCAACUGUUGAGUUGCCUUGAUGAAUUGAACAAAGAAGAACUGGGCAGCCGAGUGCUGGUGAUCGGCGCUACGAACCGCCCCGACUCGAUCGACCCCGCCCUUCGAAGGGCCGGCCGCUUCGACAGAGAGAUAUCGCUCGGCAUCCCGAACAAGGAGAGCCGGGCGCAGAUCCUCAAAGUGCUGACGGCGAAGCUGAAGCUGGCGACCAACUUCGAUUUCGAGCUGCUGGCCUCGCUCACGCCCGGCUACGUCGGCGCCGAUCUGUUGGCCUUGUCCAGGGAAGCGGCUAUGGUGGCUGUCAACGGGUUGAUGAAACGAAUAAAGGAAAUGGACCAGAAAGAAGAAGACGAAAUCAACGCUGCGGCCGCCGCUGCAGCUGCCACCGCUGCUGCGGCCGCCACCGCCUCUGCCAACAAACAGAAGAGCGCCUCAAAGGAAGACCCACCGGAAGUGAUUGUGGAUGACGUGGAAAUCGAGCCAGUGGAAGAGGACGUGGAAAUUCAACCGGUGGAAACGGCUUCUGUCGUCGAUGCCGCCCCCGCUGCUGCUGCUGAUGCCACCCCCGCUGCUGUUGUCGAGAAACCCGCAAACUCGGAUGCCUCUGCAGAUGUCGCUGUGGUGAUUAUCGACGAUGACAAUGUCGGCAAGGCUGCCGUUCCUAAGGCGCCGAAAGUUAAUUCGGAAACACUUCAGAAAAGAGAUGUACCUAAGUGGAAAGCUCUGAGCGCGCUGGACGAGAUCCUCGCCUGGCUGCACGACCAGCUGCCUUUGUCCGAGGAGGAGUUGACCGGGCUGUGCAUAACGAUGGAGGACUUUCGGGAGGCGCUGAAAUGCGUCCAGCCAUCGGCCAAAAGGGAGGGGUUCGCCACCGUGCCGGACACCACGUGGGACGACGUCGGAUCGCUGAGGAACAUCAGGGAAGAGUUGCAGUUGUCCAUCGUGGCCCCCGUCCGCCAUGCCGCCCAAUUCGAAUCGCUGGGCAUCGACGCCCCCACCGGCGUCCUCCUCUUCGGCCCGCCCGGCUGCGGCAAAACUCUAUUGGCCAAGGCCAUCGCCCACGAGGCCGGCAUCAACUUCAUCUCGGUGAAAGGGCCCGAGCUGCUCAACAUGUACGUGGGCGAGAGCGAACGGGCGGUGCGGGUGUGCUUCGAGCGGGCGAGGAAUUCGGCGCCGUGCGUCAUCUUCUUCGACGAGUUGGACGCGCUGUGUUCGAAGAGGGGCGGGGGGCAGCAGGAGGGGAACUCGACGGGGAGGGUGGUGAACCAGCUGUUGACGGAGAUGGACGGGGUCGGUGGUAGGAAGGGGGUGUACCUGUUGGCGGCCACCAACCGGCCGGACAUCAUCGAUCCGGCCAUCCUGCGGCCGGGCCGGCUCGACAAGCUGCUGUACGUCGGCCUGCCCACUGCUGCCGACCGGGCGGACAUUUUGCGGGCGAUAACGCGCGACGGCCGUCGACCGAAGAUGUCGUCGGACGUGUCGCUGGAGGCGGUGGCCGAGUCGAAGGAGUGCGACGGAUUCACCGGCGCCGAUUUGGCGGCGUUGGUACGCGAGGCGGGUGUCGCCGCUCUCAGGGACGUUUUGAGCGGUGGCAGCGUGUCGACUGCCGAGGUGAUGGUGACUUCGGAGCACUUCAAAAGGGCCUUCGGCAAGAUCAGAGGUUCGGUGAGUGAGAAGAACCGGGAGUAUUACGAGAAGCUGAGGAAGCUGUACUCGUCGGACAGAAAGGAUAGCGAAGUGGAGGAAAUGGAGUUGUCUUAGAUUAGUUUUAUUUUUAUCGUUUCCGUAAUUGAUUUUAUACAAACAUAGAAUUGUUGAUAUUGCAAAGUUUUGUAUAUUUUUGGUGAGCAAACUCGAUUUCUACUCCCGUUAGUUUUGUUGGAUCUGUUUCCGAGAAUAAUUAUUCAUCACCCUUGUAUCAUGAAUGAAUUAGAAAUUAUAUAUUUCCAAAUAUAGAAUCAAAUG
Messenger RNA from Phaedon cochleariae (mustard beetle), 3090 nucleotides. Lineage: Eukaryota; Metazoa; Arthropoda; Insecta; Coleoptera; Chrysomelidae. The record is from the annotation of a GenBank genome assembly.